Molecule: messenger RNA, 607 nt
Organism: Pieris napi
Lineage: Eukaryota; Metazoa; Arthropoda; Insecta; Lepidoptera; Pieridae
Exons: 6
Coding region: 138-560 (140 amino acids)
Source: RefSeq, a predicted model, not a curated record
UUGUCAGAUGCAAAAUGUAAAAUAAACACAUUAGUGCGAAAAUUUAAUUAAAAAUUUAUAAAACAUGAGUUGAAUUUGCCUGCACCAAACAUUGAAACUCAAUGUUUCAUUUAUAAUUCUGUAUCAUUCAAAUCCAAAUGGGUGUACCAAAUAGUAAAGAAAUGGUUGCCAGACGACGCAUUGACACAGCGACGAGCAAUUCUAGUCUAUCAAACCUGCGCUACGUAAUACAGAGUAACAAAUCUAAGUGGAAGAUGUUUCGUAAGAGAGAAAUGGCGCCUAUACCAGCAUACACAGCAGCAUCUCUUAAGCCGAAAAAGGGGUGCCCAUGCGGCAGCGAAGGUCCAUGCAAGCAAAAAGUUACACCCAAAGGAGUUACAAUACAUUAUCCACAAAAGAAGAAAAAGUUAUUUGGACCAAGUAAAGCCUAUAUACCACCAAAACUGGAAAAAAGCUACUAUGGCAGUAACAAUAGCUCUCGGCCCAAAGUGAAGAUAGUACGGGAGAGGAAGUUCCCGACCUGGAGAUUAGACAAAAUAUACUACAGGCCCCGCUUUUGAGAAAAAUGUAAAUGUACUAUGAAUGUUUUGUUUUAAUAAAGCUUUAC